Bombyx mori (domestic silkworm) is the source of this 1611-nucleotide messenger RNA. It is a transcript of the gene Sgf11, whose product is annotated as SAGA-associated factor 11 homolog. Bases 127 to 1062 code for a protein of 311 amino acids. Gene Ontology annotation, biological process: positive regulation of DNA-templated transcription; regulation of transcription by RNA polymerase II. Gene Ontology annotation, cellular component: DUBm complex; SAGA complex. The record is from RefSeq and is a predicted model, not a curated record. Gene Ontology annotation, molecular function: transcription coactivator activity. The transcript has 5 exons. Lineage: Eukaryota; Metazoa; Arthropoda; Insecta; Lepidoptera; Bombycidae.
GAAGCUUAGAACGCGAGAUGCUUUUUUAAGCUUAAUUCAUAAAUCGAAGGUGUGAAGUUAGCUGAAUUCUUUUAUCUGUUUAUUGUUUCUAUGCAUAACCGUCUAAUAAUGACGUAAGAAAAAUCAAUGAAAAUGAAUACAAUAUCCAGCGAGCUCAGUAUGAACGAUUUAAACAGUAAAUUCUUUGAAAUAAUGCAAAAUGAAGACAACGCCGUCGAAGCGACAAAUUUUAUAUACGAUCAAUUGUUUGACGACGUAACCUUGGGCAUCUUGUUUGAAUUCCAUCAUGGGGUGAAGACCGGCCUUACAGAUCUGAUAGAAGGGGAGAAAGAAGAAGAAGAGCCCUAUAAAAUAGUAAAUACAUCCGAGUGUGACGUAUUCGGAUUUUCAAUGAUGAAAAAGACCCCAGAUUCAAACUGCUCGUGUCCAAAUUGUGAGCGACCGGUGUCGGCAACGAGGUUCGCGCCUCACUUAGAGAAAUGUAUGGGAAUGGGUAGAAACAGUUCUCGUAUCGCAUCCCGCCGGAUUGCCUCAAACAGUCGUGAACCUACCUCUUAUGCUGGACUACUAAGUGAUGAUGAUGAUGAUGCUGACUGGGCCGGGGGCUCAAUGCAAAAUGAACGCCGGAAACGACGAAUUAAAAACAACAAUAACAGGAAACCAAAUAAAAUGCACAAUGGUAACAGCAGAAAUGGUCACCUGAACAAUGAUGCUAAUGAUGGCAGUACUACCUAUGAAACAAUGACUGCCAAUGAGAAGAAAAAUCUAUUAUUACACAGCUGUGGUGUUGUUUCUGAACACACUAAGAAGUUUUGCACCAGGUCGACUCGGUGUCCCCAGCACACUGAAGAGCAACGCCGGGCCGUACGUAUCAGUGUAUUAGAGCCCUCAACUCCAGAGUCUCAAAUGAUGGGUCUAACCCCUGACGAGGCCAGCUCUCCGCCCGAUUCCAGUCCAUCUUCGUCUUGUUCAUCGUCGAGUCGCAAGCGCGAUCGCCACCGAGCCCCACCAAAGAUGAAAAACAAACGGGAAAGGAACAUCUCGCCGAGCCAAAGAGAAUAGAGUUUACACAAGAUCCUGCUCAGAUGAUUGGCACGGAACUUUUGGAAGGCUGAGCUGGUGAUUGAUAAAAAGUGAACUGGUGUUUUUUUUUUGUGUGAUACAUUUCAGGAUAACGUACUACUUGUUCAAGUGAUCUAAAAUACUUAGUUCUGUGAUGAGACAUUUCUAACAAAGUAAAAAGAUGAUUUGAGAUGUUGUUCUGUUACAUUAUAACUAAGUCUGGUGUUUCGAUUGUGACUGUCGAUGGAUCUCAUUAUUUCAACGAAAUUAGUUAUCAGUACUUCCUUUGAUAUUGUUUUUUUUUUUUAAUGUACUGUAGUAUGAGAGUAAGAAAUUGCAUGAAGCAUUUAUUAUUUUAAAAGUAAAACAAGCGUUCUACAUAUUAUUAUAUAAGACCUACAUGUGCACUUUUCUUUGUACAAUAAAUAGAUAAGAGUGCUUAGAGUUAGAGCAAAGAAUUAAAAAUAUAAAAAAAAUUGAAAAUAUAAUCAUAAAUGCCAAUAUAAUGUUGAUAAUAAAACUAUAUCAUUAUAAACAAUAUUUGGUUAA